GCCGCCGCCGCCACACAACACGCGGAAGCGUCGCGCCGAACUGUGACGCCCGCACUGCGCGAACCGCGAGCCGGCGGGCCACGAUCGAGAGAGAGUCCCGCGCGAGGAGAAACCUGUCUCCGUCGCAGUGAGAUAAGGGUCGACGCUUUUCUGUGGGCGACGACAACGAACCCGCCGCCUCGCUGCCCCCGGUUGCACUGAAAGGUUUGCAUAACCUUGACAUUGGCACGUUUCGGCGCUUCGGCGGCAAGACACAGCCGACACUGUGUGACGAAGGUCACGCCUCCGUGCGCAACAGAUGGCCAGCCUCCUUUGGAUCGCGUACAAGAUCGCUCUGCUCUGCCUGGUGAUUCACGCCGAAUGGGCAUCCGACGCCACCGAAGUAGUCAUCGGUCGCACAAUACCGAACGACCCCAAGACCAUUCCCGUGGUGACGACUCGGAGCGGCGCCAUUUCCGGAGAAACAGUCGAAUACCUGGACAAGAGCGUGAACGUGUUCCUCGGUAUUCCCUAUGCCGAGCCUCCAGUCGGACAUCUGCGCCUGCGGAAACCACUGCCGAUCGAGCCCUGGCCUGGAACGCUGAACGCAACCAAGCGGCCGAACCAGUGUCCUCAGAACCCAUUCGGCUGGCCUCCGAUGCCGGGAAAGUCGUACAACUGCAGCGAGGACUGUCUCUACCUCAACAUAUGGGCGCCCGCGCAAACCGACUCCGCCGAACUACGGAACGUCAUGGUGUGGAUUCACGGCGGCGACUUCGUUCUGGGCUCGUCUAGCUGGGAUUUCUACGACGGCGGCAUGCUCGCUGCGUACGGGGAAGUCGUCGUGGUCUCCAUGAACUACCGACUCGGGAGGCUAGGUUUUCUGAAUGCAGCCUCAGACGAGGCUCCCGGUAACCAGGGUUUGCACGACCAGAACAUGGCCCUGCGCUGGAUAAGGGAUAACAUUGUCUUCUUCGGCGGCAACAAGAGCGUCGUGACUCUGUUUGGGCAGGACGCCGGUGCGGCUUCGAUAGCCAUGCACAUGAUAUCUCCGCUAAGCACGGGACUCUUCAAGCGCGCCAUCCUGCAAAGCGGAGGGCCCUUCUGGAAGCUGCGCACUAGUUCCAUGAUAGAAGGUCACGUGCCGCUCAACACGAAGUCCGUGAAGAGGGUGCGCAACUGCACGAUGCGAACGCGGAAGCAGAUCGACGACGAGUUCGAGAAAGCGCUCGCCGACGCGGUUCUGCGCCGUGGCGUCGAAGACGUCUACCACAUGUACGGCCCGACGUUUGACAACGAGUUUCUGCCGCUGAACCCCCACAUGGCGUUCAGCAUGGGACUCUUCAACGAAGCCGACGUCCUGAUCGGGUCGAACAUCAACGAAGGCGCGUGGGAGUUCUUGCGACACAUGAGGUGGAGGACGUUCGUGAACUCAUCCGAGUUCACUUCUCUAAAACUGUUGCACUAUAUAAAGCUGUUCUUCAACGAGUAUGGCUUCAGAAAGCACUUAGGCUCUCAGGCCACGGAGGGUGUGUAUUACUACUUCGCUUCUAAUUUGAGAGGCCUGGACGUUCUGCACAACAGGGAACACGUUUUCGAUUUCAUCGGCGACUACCUGUACACGUGUCCGACGAAGUAUUUCGCCGAGGCCCUUGCUGACCACAACGCGACGGUUUACUUCUAUCGGUUCAGCCACGCCACUGCAAGGCAGGAGAGACCCAUGUGGGCUUCGGCGACCCACUUCGACGAGAUCCCGUUCGUCUUCGGCCGACCACUUCGCCACCCCGAGAGGUAUACGACUGUGGAAAAGGAGCUAAGUGUCGCCAUGAUGGACGCCUGGGUAUCCUUUGCGAAGAACGGGAAACCAAAAACACCGUCUGGAGAGCCGUGGCCCAAGUACUCGACAAAGCGGCCGUUGUACCUCGACAUGACAUCUAAGGGCUUCAUCACAGAGAUAGGACCUAGAACAGAAGGUUGUUCCUUCUGGAGGACGUUUCACAACUUCGAUCUCUGGCGAAACACUGCUAGAAUGGAUUUCUGAUUCGCGGAGCACGUUUAUGAAGCCUCUCGCGCGUUUAGCAGUCAAAGUAGCUCGAGGUCAAACGCACACAGCCGACACUUUUGGGACGUAGUGACAUUAUCAUGUUAUACAACUUAGAAGUGUUAUCUUUAUAAUGCGGUUGUCUAUACUGUUCUCAUCCUUCAUUUGAAAUCUGGUUAGCGAAAACAUUCCUAUUUCUUUUAUUUUUUAUCGAACGUGAAAUGUAAUACGGAAUGAAUAUGCAAGAAUGCGAGAACAAUAGACGUUAGACAAAGCACUGCCUGCCAGUGUCACGAAUUGCCUCCUUUCAUCGCUUUAUAUUCGAUAUAUACACGCAACUCAUGAACAAUAAUUUUACCUAUCGUUCCUACUCUCAUGCUAAAACGCAGACUCACUAUACAUAGACGGUAUGUAUCCAUCCUCCCAUACAGUCUCCUCAUUUAUACACUACACACGUGGAGACUGAACGCCAUAUAUGCAUCGAACAUAUCGCACCAACUUCGAACACACACAAGCAACCGGUGGUUCCAUUCUGGACAUUAACUUCCCUCGUCUUCCCCCAGAUGCCCGACAACUGUGCGAACUGAGAAUAUUUUUUUAAAUUCUGAAGCCGCCAUUAGCGAUCACAUACAUAAAACGGACUGGAUAUAUUGCCCCCAGCUCCACUUAUAACGGACUGCGAUGACGCAUCCUUCUCGGCAGACGAUGUAUAGCGCGAUUGAAACUCGAGCCUUAUCAAUGUAAACUUUCUCUUCCAUUUCCGGUGGCUAAAUAUGUUCCAUUACAUUUCAUCGUCGCCCAUUAUCUGUUCUUUUUGUUUCUUAGUUUCUAGGGGCCUACACCGAAGACAUUCAUCCAUAGCUGCGGCGCAUGCGCUUUGUUUCUUGGCGCUCCUCAGUUUAGCGAAGCAUCGUGCACAGCGUAGUGAAACCCAUCUUGAAUAACGUUUACUUUUCACCAGUGCGAUAGUAUCGUCGCAUGUAAUUUAUUGCUCCCACUUCAGUGAGUUGUAACCCACUCAGCUUUUGACUGGUGCGUGAUCAAACCUGGAGCCCAACAAACGUCGACCGCUUCACUCUUCCAGGUGCGGUCACAGCACUGCGGCAGUUCACAAAAGCCCACAUCACCACCGCUGUUACAUUCGUCUAAUCAUACUUUGUUCUUUAUGUGUGACUGCAGCACAUGCACCGCGCAGAGCAGUCUGCUUGCGCUGUCUCGUAGACAGCUGUUGGGCUAGUUACUUGUGAUGUAAAAAACACAACAUAAAAAAAGCGAACGCACAAAUAAUACUUGACGAGUGCAUAUAGAUGCGUAAAAUCCAAGUGUCCUUCCUGAAUAUUGAUUCUCUUUUUCUGUGUGUUGGUCUACUUGCAUACUGUAAUUGCGUGGAGAAAGAUUUUAAACUGCCGAUUGCCCCCCUCUGCAAUGUUAAGCGAACGGACAAAUAGAAAAUGGAAACGCAUCAGACACUCUGUGUGGAGUAAAAUCUGGAAUUGGGAACACAAUGGGGAGCACAAGGCUAUUUUUGAAACAAUAAAUUUGAUUGAAAACAAAAGAA
Dermacentor andersoni is the source of this 3578-nucleotide messenger RNA. RefSeq names its product acetylcholinesterase-1-like. Gene Ontology annotation, biological process: choline metabolic process; acetylcholine catabolic process. Lineage: Eukaryota; Metazoa; Arthropoda; Arachnida; Ixodida; Ixodidae. Gene Ontology annotation, cellular component: plasma membrane. Gene Ontology annotation, molecular function: acetylcholinesterase activity. The record is from RefSeq and is a predicted model, not a curated record.